AUGGAGAGGUGUAAUCAAUAUCAAGGCGAUUUCGCUCCAUUGUCAUUUAUUUCUGCAAUGUCAUUUCAUAUGGCUUACGUUCAAUAUUCUCUAACAACUAUGGUUUCUUUGAAUCGUCUAACUGUUUUAAUAAAUCACAAAGUGUUUGAACCGAUUUGGAAAAAGUUCACAUGGCUUUUUGUUGUACUCAUUUAUUUUCUACCAUUUCUUUCCACUUACAAAGUAGUUAUAAUGGAGUCUGAAAUAAGAUACUCCACUCGUGAUAUUUAUGUUUUGGUAACUCCCAAUCUUCCAUUCAAUGAUAUCUACAACAUUCUUAUUCCAUCUUUGUGUAUACUUACAGUUCUUUCAAUUUUAUUCAAUGCAGCCAGUGUCAUAUUUUUGAGAAGUUUGAAUAUUCAAAGGAAGAAAGCGGAAUCUAAUUUCUUGAUUAUUAUGUCUAUUACAACAUUAUUUCAACUUAUUGGAGCAAUUGUUACAGUUAUUCUUUUAAAAUUCAGAACAUCAAUUUACCCUAUACUGUCAACAAUCAUGCCCUUUGUCAGUGAUGGAUUAUCUCUAGUUCAACCUUGGUUGUUACUAUUUUUCAGUAAUGCAAUCAGAAAGGAAGUGAAAUCUAUUUUUGGAAUCCACAAAAAAGUACAACUUGUUCAAGUUCAAUCAAUUACAAACUAGCGAUUGGGUUCUCAACUUCCAAAAACAUUUGAAACUGUUCUCAACUUUUUUUGCAAUGUUUCAAAAUAUUAAGAAGAAGUUUCUCACUAAAUAAAAUUUUCUAUAUAGUGUAUUGUAUCGAAAGACUAAAAAACAAACUGGUGAUCAUA
Caenorhabditis elegans is the source of this 824-nucleotide messenger RNA. It is a transcript of the gene srg-42, whose product is annotated as Serpentine receptor class gamma. The transcript is spliced from 5 exons. Bases 1 to 675 code for a protein of 224 amino acids. Gene Ontology annotation, biological process: sensory perception of chemical stimulus. Gene Ontology annotation, cellular component: membrane. Lineage: Eukaryota; Metazoa; Nematoda; Chromadorea; Rhabditida; Rhabditidae. Gene Ontology annotation, molecular function: transmembrane signaling receptor activity. The record is from RefSeq and is marked reviewed.